Molecule: messenger RNA, 729 nt
Organism: Ixodes scapularis (black-legged tick)
Lineage: Eukaryota; Metazoa; Arthropoda; Arachnida; Ixodida; Ixodidae
Exons: 2
Coding region: 1-729 (242 amino acids)
Source: RefSeq, a predicted model, not a curated record
AUGAUGACCGCCGCCGAACUCCCCGACCACGUCCGCGAGUUCCAGGCUGCCCUGGAAUUUCCGCAGGGCAUAGCCGCGCUGGACGGCUGCCACUUCCCCGUAUGGCCACCUAAGGUCAACGCCAGCGACUAUUACAACUACAAGGGCUGGUACAGCAUCAUCCUCCUGGCCCUUGUAGACAAACGGUACCGGUUCCGGUACGUCAACGUGGGGACGCCAGGGCGGUGCCACGACGCGCACGUCUUUCGGAGGUCGGCACUGGCCAAAAUUCUGGAAGGGCCAACGUUUACAACACCAAUGGUCACCAUCAACGGGACUGCCGUGCCGCCACUGGUUCUCUGCGACCAAGCCUUACCUCUGACGUGCAACAUGCUGAAGCCAUACGCACGCAAGAAUGUCGCGGGACAGUCUCCGCUGGAGAAGUUCAACCGGCAACUGUCGUCUGCACGUAGGGUCUUGGAGAACGCCUUCGGCAGGAUCAAGGCACGGUUCCGCUUUCUCAUGAAGCGGCUGGAGCGCGACGUGGACAACGCCCGCUUCGUUAUACGGGCUUGCUGCACGUUGAAUAACAUCUGCGAGCACUUCAAUGACGGCGUGGAGUACCAGUGGCUCACCGAAGUUGGCACGGAGGCCCGCCUCUACGAGCAGCCAGUUGGCAACACGGAUGCCGUGGCAGGCAAUGGUUCGAGUGUCCGGGGCUCCAUUGCUGCCUACCUUCACCAGCACUAG